Messenger RNA from Nymphaea colorata (pocket water lily), 830 nucleotides. Its product is annotated as dioscorin DB3L-like. Bases 23 to 676 code for a protein of 217 amino acids. Gene Ontology annotation, molecular function: carbonate dehydratase activity; zinc ion binding. The record is from RefSeq and is a predicted model, not a curated record. Lineage: Eukaryota; Viridiplantae; Streptophyta; Magnoliopsida; Nymphaeales; Nymphaeaceae. The transcript is spliced from 7 exons.
UAGGUGAGCGAGUUCCUCAGAAAUGGCAAUGAACUCCAAGUUCAUCCUUCUCUCUGUUCUUUUUGGUGCGCUCUUGUUUGCAUGCAUCACCUUUGCUCAAGAAGAAGUGUUUGAAUAUGAAGAAGGGAGCCCAAGAGGGCCACAACAUUGGGGGGAGCUCAACUUCCCAAACUGGACAACCUGUGGACAAGGAAUGAUGCAAUCCCCCAUUGAUAUUGAAAGCAAGGAUGCCAUAGUUGCUCCAGAACUGGGGCCACUGAAAAGGAAUUACAAGGCAGCCCGUGCUAUUCUAAGGAACAGACGCCAUGAUAUCAGUGUUGAAUGGACAGAAGACGCAGGCUACAUUACUAUUGGAAACACCAAGUAUUUCUUGAAUCAGUCACAUUGGCACAUACCUACUGAGCAUCGCUUCAAUAAUAAAAGCUACAACAUGGAGAUGCAUAUGGUCCAUAGGAGCGAAGAUGGAAGGAUAGCAGUGAUUGGGAUUCCCUACAGAAUUGGUUUCUUGAGUGAUAAGUUUCUUGGGAAGCUAGUUGACAAGAUAUUGUAUCUAUCAAUUAACCGGAAUCUUAGCUCUAUAAAUGCCGGGGUGGUGGAUCCCUACGAUGUUGGAAUUGGGUUCGGAGACAGCUACUUCAGGUACAAUGGGCUCCCUUACCACCCCACCCUGCACUGAGGGUGUACUUUGGACUGUCAUGAAAGACGUUCAAAGCGUGGCCCUCUAUCAAAUUCUGGCAUUGCAAGUAGCAGUUGACCCAGGAUAUCAGCAAAAUGCCAGACCUAUCCAACCCAUCAACGGCAGAAAGGUUUUGCUGUACAAGUAGAUAACU